AUGGUAGAUGAGGAAGUUGAGGUAGAUGUAGAGGUUAAAAGUCCGGCUGAUAAGCUCUACAUGUUCGCUAGAAGAUCACAACAUGUGUCCAAAGCCACUCGCUACAUUCAGGGAUGUGAUCUGCUCGAGGGAGAGUGGGAUCAAGUCGGAAGCAUAGUAUUUUGGAAAUUAGUUUUUGAUGGAGAGGCAAGAGUGUCCAAGGAUAGGAUAGAGAAGCUGGAUUCGGAGAAGAAUAUGAUUCAGUGGAGGGUGUUAGAAGGACCUCUUAAGAAAGAGUACAAGAGUUUCUUGAAAACGAUGACGGUGAGUCCUAAGCAAGAAGGAUAUGGAAGUGUGGUGAAGUGGAACUUCAAGUACGAGAGGGUUGAUCAUGAGAAGGUGGCUAACCUAGAGAGGCAGCUCCAGUUCUUUGUCGAAAUGACUAAAGAGGUGGAUCAAUACCUCUUGUCUCAAGAAUAG
This is a messenger RNA of Microthlaspi erraticum, 459 nucleotides long. Lineage: Eukaryota; Viridiplantae; Streptophyta; Magnoliopsida; Brassicales; Brassicaceae. The record is from the annotation of a GenBank genome assembly.